This is a messenger RNA of Auxenochlorella protothecoides, 1884 nucleotides long. Its product is annotated as Poly(A) polymerase I. NCBI's taxonomy places the organism in Eukaryota, Viridiplantae, Chlorophyta, Trebouxiophyceae, Chlorellales, Chlorellaceae. Gene Ontology annotation, molecular function: nucleotidyltransferase activity; RNA binding. Gene Ontology annotation, biological process: RNA processing. The record is from RefSeq and is a predicted model, not a curated record. Bases 1 to 1884 code for a protein of 627 amino acids. The transcript has 11 exons.
AUGGUCGCAGCGGAUCCGGAGCGGCGCCCGGGCUUCAGCAGGAGGGGUCGGGGGAAGACCCGCACCAUAUCCCUGGAUGAUCUGGUAGACCUGCGAGCCGCCGUCUCCCUGGCCCCCAUAGCGCUGCAGGACGGGGAGCACGACUUGCAGGACAGUGCCAUCAACAGCCACGUCUGGAAGGUCCUGCUGAGGCUCAGGCUCGCGGGUCAUGACACAUACUUGGUCGGGGGUGCCAUUCGUGACGUGCUGCUGGGAGGCACGCCCAAGGACACCGACAUCCUGACCACUGCCACGACAAAGGAGGUGCGGAGGCUGUUCAAGCGCGCCAUGAUCGUGGGCCGCGCCUUCCCCAUCUGCCACGUUCCGACGGGACCCCUGACCCUGGAGGUGUCCUCCUUCGGCACCACCACCGCGGGGGUGGGCCUGCCGCCGGACGCCGCCGCGAGGGCUGCGGCGCUCGGCGCCGGUGGGGCCCUGACCCACGACGCCGUGGCGGCGGCGGAGCGGCGCCGCGCGCACCGCCUCCUGAGGGACGGCGGGCCGGGGGAGGGGGCCCAGGAUCCGGCCCCCGACAACUUCCUGCUCCCCCAGCCGUCGUGGUCGCAGGCGCGGCGGGAUAACGCCAUCCAGCGCGACUUCACCGUCAAUGGGCUGCUGUACGAGCCAUUCAGCCGCACGCUGUACGACUAUGUGGGGGGCCUACAGGACUGCAGGAACCGGGUGCUGCGCACCAUCGGCCCCGCCGCGCCGUCCUUCCAGACGGACCCCGCGCGCAUGCUGCGCGCGCUGCGCCUCGCGGCCCGAGCCGGGCUUGCGCUGGAGGCCGGCACGCGCCGCGCUCUCGUCCAGGGCGUGCACCAGAUGGCCGGCCUGAACUUGGCCCGGGUGCAGAUGGAGAUCCACGCCAUGCUGGCCUACGGCUCGGCCGCCAGCUCACUGGACCUCAUGUGGCGCUACCACGCCAUGGACGUGGUGCUGCCCCAGGUCGCGGCGCACCUGGCGGCUUGCGGCGCGCCGCGGGACCGGCGGCGCAGCAAGCGCCCCUCCCCUCUCCUCUUCCGAAUGGCCGAGGUCCUGGACCGGCAUGCGUCCCCCCUCCGGCCGCUGUCGGUGGUGGCGUGGACCGCGACACUCAUGGCUGGGCUGAUGGCGCCGGGCCUGCGCCGGCUGCACGACCCGGAGGCCUCAUCCUCACAGAACCCCGGCGAAGAAGCCGCCGCAGUGCUGCUGCGGUGCUGGGACGAGCUGUCUUGGGGGGCGGGGGAGAGGCGCAGGGGGAAGCGUGGCGCCGAGGACCUGGAUGCGGUGGCGCGACAGGUUGUGGACGUGCUGCGGGACCCGGAGGCUGGCUGGCUGGAGGCGUGCGGCAUGGACAGGCAGGGGGUUGAGCAGCCUGACGAGGCAGGGGAUGGCCGGCGGGACGCCGCCAAGACUGGUCACGGCCCGGGCGACGAGGUGAAGUACCUCUUCGACAUGGUCAUGUUUUCCCUCUUGGAGCAGCACCUUUUGGAAAGACACGGACAGGGCAACUGGGCGGUUUACACGAUACCGGAGGCCUCCCUGGCGCGCGCGGAAUGCAUCGCCUACUCUGACUUCCAGGGCGAUGCUGUGCUGUUGAAGAGCGCCACUGCUGGCAGCGCCCCAGCCCAUCCAGGCGCAGCCAUCUCGAGCUGCGGCCGGAGGCUGGCUGGAAGGGGGGCCCACGCAUUUGGGAUCAGGAGCUUGUCCCCCCUUGGCGCCUCCGCCCGCGUGAAGGGCAUCGAGAAGCGGCAUCGCUCCAAGCGGGGGCUGGCCUGCGACGUCCCCGGCGUGGGCACGCUACAGAAGAAGCUGCGGUAUGAGCAUGACCCCUCUGGGGGCGGGCUGUCCCCCAUGCACAUGUAA